This is a messenger RNA of Micromonas pusilla CCMP1545, 1086 nucleotides long. RefSeq lists its product as uncharacterized. The coding region runs from base 1 to 1086 and encodes 361 amino acids. NCBI's taxonomy places the organism in Eukaryota, Viridiplantae, Chlorophyta, Mamiellophyceae, Mamiellales, Mamiellaceae. The record is from RefSeq and is a predicted model, not a curated record. The transcript has a single exon.
AUGCCGACGUCCCUCAUCGCGCACGACGCGACCACCCGGCGAGGAGGCAAGCGCCCGCGCGACGCGUACGACUGCGCCGCGGACGCGAGACUGGGGCGGAUCCUCCGCGUGCGCGUGCCGUCGACGGCGCCGACGGUCCCGCCGCUGCCGCUGUGCGCGCAAAACGCGCGAUGGCUCCGAGGCGUCACGACCGAGCACGCGACGGAGACGACAACGCGAUUCGCCGGGAGGAGAAACGCGAACGGGAACGGGAACGGCGGCGUUUCGCGCGCGUCGUACGAGCGCGCGACGGGGCGGUAUUACGUGUGCCUCGGCGAGGAGCAAGACUUCACGACGAAGGAGGAGGCGAUGGCGCACUUCGACGCGACGGAGCGAUGCGGCCUCGCGGUGCCGUACGUCGCGUCGCCGCUCGACUUGGCAGCCAUGGAGCGCGACGGCGACGUGGAGUACCUCGACUUGGACCGAUACGCGCACCCCGCGCGCGCGGACGCGGAGGCGCGCGAGCGCGGCGAGGACGACGCGCGCGAGGGCGUCGUCGAGAAGGACAGAAAUAGAACCGCCGCGCGCGCGAAAACGCGAAAAAACCGCGCCGCCGCCGCCGCCGCCGCCGGUGGACAGCUGCGCGCGCUCGCGGCGGCGUGCUCCGACGAGCUCGGCGCGCUCGACGGCGUCGACAACAGCGCGAUGUCCGGGGGCUCGAACGACGGCACCGCGGCGUACGUCGCGGUGGAGCGACGCGAGCGUCCGAGCGACGCCGACGACGCCGACGACGCAAAAAAAAGAGCGAAGACGUCUCCGCCGGCGCCGCCGCCGCCGCCGCCGCCGCCGAAGGUAACGGACGAGGUCGUGGCGUUACGCGACGACGUCGCGCGGCUCGCGAGCGUCGUGACGUACAUGGCGCACGCGAUGAGCGGCAUGCGUUGGGAGAUCGACUCGCUGCGACGACGCGACAUCGAUCGAAGCCGCGUCGAAGCGGAGGACGAGCGAGGGAAGGAGAAGGAGAGCGGCAGCCCAGAAAAUAACGCCGCCGUCGCCGCCGCCGUAGAGGACGCGGCGAAGAGCCUGCGCGCGAUCCUCGCGCUGUGA